This is a messenger RNA of Centropristis striata (black sea bass), 3616 nucleotides long. Its product is annotated as ras-related protein Rab-5C-like. Bases 331 to 996 code for a protein of 221 amino acids. Gene Ontology annotation, molecular function: GTP binding; GTPase activity. The record is from RefSeq and is a predicted model, not a curated record. The transcript is spliced from 6 exons. NCBI's taxonomy places the organism in Eukaryota, Metazoa, Chordata, Actinopteri, Perciformes, Serranidae.
CAUGACGGAAGAAUCCAGGAAGUGUUUUGGUUACACAAGGCGGAAGCGUAUAUUUUAGUGAACCUGAAAGUGUUUUUGGAGAAAACCUGGUUAACGACGAGCACCACGAUUAUAACUCUCUAUUCACUGGGCGGAGUGGAUAUUGUUUUCACUGUUGGUAAACUGGAUCACUCCAGUGCUGCUCACUACAUCCGCUUCUUCCCCCUGAGAGUUUGGCGUCUGACCUCGAUCACCAUCAGUGCCUGUGUGUCCAGACUCCACUUCCACCUUUUACCCUUCGUUAACCUGUAGUUUUCAGCCCAUCUCAUCCAUAACAGUCCAUCUCUGUCAAUGGCUGGGCGUGGUGGAGGAUCAACCAGGCCAAAUGGUGCCGCAGCAGCAAACAAAAUCUGCCAGUUCAAACUGGUGCUGCUGGGGGAGUCAGCAGUGGGCAAGUCCAGCUUAGUGCUGCGCUUCGUCAAAGGCCAGUUUCAUGAAUUCCAGGAGAGUACCAUUGGAGCCGCAUUCCUCACUCAGACCGUCUGUCUGGACGACACCACUGUGAAGUUUGAGAUCUGGGACACAGCAGGUCAAGAGCGCUACCACAGUCUGGCUCCAAUGUACUACAGAGGCGCUCAGGCGGCCAUCGUGGUCUAUGACAUCACCAACACAGAUACUUUUGCACGAGCGAAGAACUGGGUGAAGGAGCUGCAGAGACAAGCCAGUCCAAACAUCGUGAUCGCUCUGGCUGGAAACAAGGCUGACAUUGCCAACAAGAGAGCCGUAGACCUUCAGGAGGCACAAACAUACGCUGAUGACAACAGUCUACUCUUCAUGGAGACCUCAGCCAAGACUGCCAUGAACGUCAAUGAAAUUUUCAUGGCUAUCGCGAAGAAGCUACCGAAGAGCGAUCCUCAGGGUGCAGCUGGACAAGGGGGCCGGACCAGGACAGGAGUUGAUCUACAACAAGCUGCUCCUCAGAGCGGCAGCAGCAAGUGCUGCGGCGGCAGCAAUUAGCAAGUACAAAACAAUGAACUUAGUGAGCGAGCCCUGAACAUCGUUUUAAGGACAGCGCGUAGCUUAAACCCAGAGAGGCAGGAGAGGGCAGAGCCACUCGCCACCCUGCACUUAAACUGAGAUUACAGAUGAGAUUAUCUGGAUCCUCUUUGAUUAAAGGAACUUUUUUUUUUAAAGAAUCAUAAGCUAGAGGGAAUUACCAAGAUCCCUCACUUCUUCUUCUCUGUCUUUCCCCCGUGUAUCUAUCGAUCUACCUCCCUGUUCAUCUUCAGCUUGUCUCUGUUGAUUUUUUUUCUGUCUUAAAUGAUUUUUUUGAAGGGUGAUUCUGAGGUUGGUUGCCAUUUUCCCUAUUUGUUGAGUGUGUGUGUCUAUGUAAUGCAUGUGUAUGUAUAUUCUACAUACACAUGCAUGUGUAUUGGCAGUUUACUUUUCUACUCAUUUCCCUCUACAGUGAUCGUCAUUAUGAAACAUACAAAUACCCAACUACUAAUGCUGAAAUUGCAAACUACAGAGCAUUUAAUCUUAAAGUUUUUGUCUUAUUGCAAUUUAUCCUCAGCAUUUUGUUCUCAUUAGGGACCUGGGCCUGACACAGAUAUAAGGAAAGCUCCAGACUUUGCUUAUUGAAGCAGGUUGUGAUUAAACAGGCUACACAUCUGAAGAUGUUUCUGAACUGUGCAACAAAUGCAGUUGUUUGCAUUUAUUGUGUAUUGAUACCAGAGAGUUGUUAGCCUUUUUAAAAAGAAAUGUGAAAAUAACUUGUAAAUCUAAAAAAAAAAAGAAGUAAUAAAUAACAUGCAAGAUUCAAUUUGUUUUGAGUUGUUUUGCAGUGGUAUGAUGUGAGUGGAGGGUUAUUUGCAUAAGUCUGUUGGCGGUGCAGGCGGGUUCAAACCAAUGUGGCCUGGUUUGGCGUAACAAGCAGCACAGCCUCUUUAGAAGGCUUUUAGAUUUGUUAGAGGCUGUAUUGGUCCAAAUAUAAGACAUAGUUUGCUGUAUUUUUUACUGCAAAUUACAGCCGACAAACCAAACGUAUGACAUGCAAUCAGCAGGGUUUUUUAAAAUUCUGUUUUGGAUUAUUCAUUGGAAUGAAGAACACCAUGUUUAUCAGAUUUUAAUCAUAUUUGUAGAUCUGCCACUUCCACCAAGGAAGGUAUGUUUCCGGUUUGGUUUAAUGAUUGGUUUGUCUGUUUGUCAGUGAGAUUUCUGAAAAACUACUGGCCACAUUUUUAUGAAACUUGCUGGAAGGAAGAAUCCAUAAAAUUUUGGAGCAGAGCCAAACCACAGAGGAGUUUACACCAAUUAUUUCCCACUUUUAAUAACAUUGCAAGAUCAAGCAUUUGGCCUUGGCAGAGGUGUCCAGUUUUUUUUAUGGAUUCUUUAUACCAUAUAUAUAUAUUAUUAAGACAUGAAAAAACAUUAUUUAAAGAUGUCAACUAUGAUAUAGCUGCCAUUUGGGUUGAGGUGGAUUAUCUUACAAUUAGAACUUAUAGGUCUUAUAUUUGAGUUUAUAUGGUUCUGUCCAAAUUCUCUAAAUUACAUACUGAUGGUGUUCAAAGUCUGCAUUGGUAGUAAGCAUCGAGCAACAAAAAGUACUUGGUCAUAACAACAACUGUCAUAUUUUAUUUGCACCUUAUUACAGCAACUUUGUAGCUUGGCAAAUCUCAUUCAGAACUAAAUACACUGAUAUGGAGAAAGAGAUUUCUUUCCUGUUUUUAAAUGUUAUUCAUACAGCUUUUUAAAUUCCAUAUUCAUCUGUUAGCCACUGAUCAGAGCUUUGGAACAUUGGGGGAGAAAUCACCAUGAUUAAAUUGGCUAUGAACAGAUCCAUAAUCCAGUUACUAACAAAUGUUUGAAUUGGAUUCAUGGCCACAUGUUCUGCAAUGCAAAAACAGUUAAUUGUUAGCCUAAAAUGUACAUUUCUUAGUGCGAUAAGGCAGCAUAUACUGCGUCAAUAAAAAAAUCAACCACUAGAUGGCAGCAUCAUGCUUUAAUCUAGGUUUAUUAAUCACAAAUGUGUUCUGUUAAAUGCAUGUCUAGCCAUUCAUUUACAUGUAGUCAAUAUUUCCUUUUAAAAGUUUUUUUAAAAAUGCACACAUUAAAUUAAUAUGAAAUAUGUCUGUGUAUUUGUGGUAGCUUUUAGUAAAAUAUUACCAUGUUUAAGUGAUGGAGAGGACAAACUCUUUCCCACAUUUUAAUAGCUUUAAAAAAAAUUAGCACACCUUCUGUGUUUGCAUUUGUAUGCACAGCCAUCUGUGUGUAUGUGUGAAGGUGGACUGUAUGUAGAUUAGCAAUGCAAAAAAAAGCUAUUAUCGCCAAAGUAAAAGCUGUCUUUUAGAGGAUUGGCACAGUCGUGGUGUGCUUCAUUUGUGCUCACCUGAUUAUCCUGCAGCUCAUUGUAAAGCAGGGUUUCUCUGGGUUAAUGCAGCAGUUCACUGUGUUGUGAUGAACGGUGCCCUUUUUUAUAGAGGUUGCUGAAGCUCUUUGAGGUUUUAAGUCUAUUAGCUAAAAAAAAUUGUAGAAUACAUUAAAGGGCAACCAUGCAAAGGAGGAUCUCCGAGUCUGUUAAGGUUUUAGAAAUGUCUAGCAGUGUUCGGAGCAUUUCAGAAGGAGGAGCAGCUUAAAU